ACGAGUUAUUCAUGUUACACUUCUGGGCUGACUGCAGGCAGCAGGACGUGGCGAACUUCAGUUUCAAGAAAUUUUACACUUGAAGAAUGGCUAGCACAUUAUCUCGUCUCCUGGCUGGCCACAAAACUGCUGUGCUCUUUGCAACAGUUAGCACAGGGGCUUUAACCACUGGAUAUCUACUGAAUCAGCGGAGUGUGAAUGCAGGAGCUCAGGACAGACGAAAACUCUUUCCUCCAAGUGCAGACUAUCCUGAUCUCCGCAAACAUAACAACUGCAUGGCUGAAUGUCUCACACCAGCAAUUUAUGCAAAACUAAGGGACAAGAUGACUCCCAAUGGUUAUACCUUGGACCAGUGUAUCCAAACUGGGGUUGACAAUCCUGGCCAUCCUUUCAUUAAAACUGUGGGUAUGGUCGCUGGUGAUGAAGAGUCAUAUGAGAUGUUUGCUGAGCUUUUUGACCCAGUAAUUAAAGUGAGACAUAAUGGCUAUGAUCCAAGUAUAAUGAAGCACCACACAGACCUGGAUGCAUCCAAGAUCACCCAGGGCAACUUUGAUGAGCGCUAUGUCCUAUCAUCACGUGUACGUACUGGUCGCAGUAUCCGAGGUCUCAGCCUUCCCCCAGCCUGUUCUCGGGCAGAGAGGAGAGAAGUAGAAAAUGUUGUGGUCACUGCGCUGGCUGGGCUGAAAGGAGACCUUGCUGGAAAAUACUAUAGCUUGACUGAUAUGUCUGAGAAGGAUCAACAGCAACUUAUUGAUGAUCAUUUCCUCUUUGAUAAGCCAGUGUCUCCUUUGCUAACAUGUGCUGGGAUGGCACGUGACUGGCCAGAUGCCAGAGGAAUCUGGCAUAACCAUGACAAGACCUUUCUUAUUUGGAUUAAUGAAGAGGACCAUACCCGGGUGAUCUCCAUGGAAAAGGGUGGUAAUAUGAAAAGGGUGUUUGAGAGAUUUUGCCAUGGUUUAAAAGAGGUCGAAAGAUUAAUUAAAGAACGUGGCUGGGAGUUCAUGUGGAACGAGCGUCUAGGAUAUGUUUUGACUUGUCCCUCCAAUCUGGGAACAGGAUUACGUGCAGGAGUCCAUGUUAAACUUUCAAAGCUCAGCAAGGAUCCCAGAUUUUCAAAGAUCCUGGAGAACCUGAGGUUGCAGAAACGUGGCACUGGCGGUGUGGAUACAGAAGCUGUGGCAGAUGUGUAUGAUAUCUCCAACAUGGACCGUAUGGGCAGAUCAGAGGUGGAGCUUGUCCAGAUAGUCAUUGAUGGAGUCAGUUAUCUGAUUGACUGUGAGAAGAAGCUGGAAAAAGGUCAAGACAUUAAGGUGCCACCACCUUUGCCUCAGUUUGGAAGAAAGUGAUCUUGGUACUCAUGAUUAAUGACUGAUGUUAAAUGUAUCUGUUGUUCCAACAAAAAAUGUCUCUGUAUAUCAGUACAUAAAUAAGAUCCUGAUGACUUGUGUAAUAAAACACAACCUGAUGUCUA
This is a messenger RNA of Gavialis gangeticus (Gharial), 1471 nucleotides long. RefSeq names its product creatine kinase, mitochondrial 2 (gene CKMT2). Bases 87 to 1346 code for a protein of 419 amino acids. Lineage: Eukaryota; Metazoa; Chordata; Crocodylia; Gavialidae. The transcript has 10 exons. Gene Ontology annotation, biological process: phosphocreatine biosynthetic process. The record is from RefSeq and is a predicted model, not a curated record. Gene Ontology annotation, molecular function: creatine kinase activity. Gene Ontology annotation, cellular component: mitochondrion.